CCACCGGGAGAACCCAUUUUCCUCGAGGGAGGACACUUGUUGAUUUCGAUUUCCAGGCUGUCUGCGACUAUACUUCCUGGACUCUGAACAAUCAUAGUCGGUUUCUAACUUACCGAUAGCUGGUGUGUUGGUAAACUUUAAUUUUGAUUCAUUAUUUAUUCAUACGACCUGCUCUAGGAGAGAUCCGUGAAAAAUGAAGAUUAAUUUAGGGUGUUAGAGCACUCCAGUUGCCUUAGAAGAGUGUGAAAAAUGUUCGUUUUCAAGAAAAACGCCAUUUUCUAUUCCGUUAGUUCUUCAUAGCUAGAUGGCGCCACUCGUACCAUCGCCGAAGUUAUGUAGUUACCUGGCAACUGAAUUUGUUUAUUUGACAAUUAUUUUGGUUUGGCUUCCACCUCGCCUGGUUGCUUGUAAAUUUUAAAGAACAUUUGAUGAUGAUCAUCUGCUUAUUUGAUAAAUUGACGUGGUAAACAUGUCUCAUAGUAGUUUCCACAAUUCCAAAGACAAUUUCGUGAGGGAGAGACAAAUACUGGAACCUGAAGCCAGCUCCGAGGAUCAUAUUGUGAAACGGUCGCAGUCUGGACGGCAAAUUAAAGAAUUAAAUCUUAAUCUGAGAAAAUGUCAAAGCGUAGAUGGAUCUGUAAAAAAAUUACAUAAAAGAAGGCGCAGGGUGAGGCCACGAAGCCUGAAGGUGCCACAGGUGCCCGAGAAAAUUGUUAAUAUUGUGAAUAUCCUACAGCACGAAAACUUCUUGGAAGUGGUCGACCGAUUCUUCAAGCCCAAGGUUGCCAAGCAACCGUGAAGAAGAAUCGUGGUCUAUUAAGUCCAAUAUGAGGGAAAAAUUGUCAUUGUAUAAUUAAGUUAUAACAAUUUGUAACUUCGUCCUUCAAACAUAUAAAUAAACAUCCUUACAUGAUGAAGAAGAAAAUGUUACUUAAUAUACAUUGUGCUUUAUUCAGCAAUUUGAAGCUUGCCAUGAACACAUUCUUGUCAAACGUCACAGUGUCAAAAAUACACGUGAAUUCUUAUUUACAAUUAAACUUAUCGCUAUUGCGUAUUCAAUAUGAUUUAUAAUUAUAAUUGUAAAGUGUCAUUAAUGUAAUAAUAAGUAACAAUCGCAGUAUAAUCUUA
Molecule: messenger RNA, 1128 nt
Organism: Osmia bicornis bicornis
Lineage: Eukaryota; Metazoa; Arthropoda; Insecta; Hymenoptera; Megachilidae
Exons: 2
Coding region: 470-799 (109 amino acids)
Source: RefSeq, a predicted model, not a curated record